AUGGACCAGAUCCAGUGUGGGGACCAGAUCCAGCAUGGGGUCAGUUUGCAACUGCGGGCGCUGAGCGGGAUGAUCGCGGGCUCGCUGCCCCCCCGCCUGGUGAAGCUGGCCCAGGAGGUGGGCGCCAGCCCCGCGGGCCCCGCCGGCUGGGCGGGCGGCAACGACACGGGCUGCGGGGAGCAGAUCCUGAGCUACGGCCAGGCCGAGAAGGUGGUCAUCGGGGCCGUGCUGUCGCUGCUCACGCUGCUGACCAUCGCGGGCAACUGCCUGGUGGUGAUCUCCGUCUGCUUCGUCAAGAAGCAGCGGCAGCCGUCCAACUACCUGAUCGUGUCGCUGGCGCUGGCCGACCUGUCGGUGGCCGUGGCCGUGAUGCCCUUCGUCAGCGUCACGGACCUCAUCGGGGGAGAGUGGAUCUUCGGGCGCCUCUUCUGCAACGUCUUCAUCGCCAUGGAUGUCAUGUGCUGCACGGCCUCCAUCAUGACCCUGUGUGUCAUCAGCAUCGACAGGUACCUUGGAAUAACAAGACCUCUUACAUAUCCUGUAAGGCAGAAUGGGAAGUGUAUGGCUAAAAUGAUCCUCUGCGUAUGGCUCUUAUCUGCCUCUAUCACUAUCCCACCCCUCUUUGGUUGGGCCCAAAAUGUGAAUGAUGAAAAGGUUUGUUUAAUCAGUCAAGACUUCGGCUAUACAAUUUACUCCACUGCAGUUGCAUUUUAUAUCCCAAUGUCAGUGAUGCUUUUCAUGUACUAUCAGAUUUAUAAAGCUGCCAAGAGGAGUGCUGCUAAACACAAGUUUGCUGGCUUCCCACGGCCAGAAGAAACUGAAGGGAUUUCUGUGAAUGGAGUUGUAAAACUACACAAGGAAUCUGAAGAAUGCACAAAUUUUUCACGACUCCUUAAACACGAUAGAAGAAACAUUUCCAUCUUCAAAAGGGAACAGAAGGCUGCCACUACUCUUGGAAUUAUUGUGGGGGCAUUUACUGUGUGCUGGCUUCCAUUUUUCAUACUUUCAACUGCCAGACCCUUUAUCUGUGGUACAGCAUGCAGCUGCAUCCCAUUGUGGGUUGAGAGAACAUUUCUGUGGUUGGGUUAUGCAAAUUCUCUUAUUAACCCUUUUAUAUAUGCCUUCUUCAAUCGGGACCUGAGGACAACCUAUCGCAAUCUACUUCAAUGCAGAUAUAGAAAUAUCAACCGGAAACUGUCAGCUGCAGGGAUGCAUGAGGCUCUGAAGCUUGCAGAAAAGCCAGAAUUUGUGCUGUAAGGUCAUUUAACCUUUAUUACAAACCUUCGUUGUUUUGUACUCUAACUUUUCCCUCUGAGUUAGAAGGUGAAUCAUGACCUUGUACUUCUUGAAAUCAUUAAUUGCCUGUUUAGAUGCAUCUA
Messenger RNA from Alligator sinensis (Chinese alligator), 1379 nucleotides. It is a transcript of the gene HTR7, whose product is annotated as 5-hydroxytryptamine receptor 7. NCBI's taxonomy places the organism in Eukaryota, Metazoa, Chordata, Crocodylia, Alligatoridae. Gene Ontology annotation, biological process: G protein-coupled receptor signaling pathway, coupled to cyclic nucleotide second messenger; vasoconstriction; smooth muscle contraction. The coding region runs from base 1 to 1257 and encodes 418 amino acids. Gene Ontology annotation, molecular function: neurotransmitter receptor activity; G protein-coupled serotonin receptor activity. The transcript is spliced from 3 exons. Gene Ontology annotation, cellular component: plasma membrane; dendrite. The record is from RefSeq and is a predicted model, not a curated record.